Caenorhabditis elegans is the source of this 1038-nucleotide messenger RNA. RefSeq names its product Serpentine Receptor, class H (gene srh-49). The transcript has 3 exons. Bases 1 to 1038 code for a protein of 345 amino acids. Lineage: Eukaryota; Metazoa; Nematoda; Chromadorea; Rhabditida; Rhabditidae. The record is from RefSeq and is marked reviewed.
AUGUCCUUCCCAACAUCACUUCAAGAUUAUUAUGCUACAAACUACACGAGAUGCUCAGAAUUGUUUUCGAUUUUUUCAACAUCUGAAUUUUUAUCGUUCGGGGCGAAAUCCCAAUUCUUUGUGCUUGUUCCAAUUAAUUUGUUUGGCUUUUAUUGUAUUUUGUUCAAAACGCCGAAAUAUAUGAGUGAAUUUCAGUUUCAUUUGUGUCAUUUGCAGUUUUGGUUCACAGUUCUCACAAUUUUCUACACAAUCCUCACAACUCCAUAUCAUUUUUUCCCGGCUUCAGUGCGUUGUUCAGUUGGAUUAUUUCGUGAUAUGAAUAUAAGUUCAACAUAUCAAUUGCUUCUAAUCAAUAUAGUAACUGGAGGAAUUGUAUCCGCAGUCAUAUUACUUUUUGAGAAUAGACACAAACAUCUUGUACCACCUACUGAUAUUUUUUAUAAGAUCAAUGGAGUUCAUCGAUUAAUACUCGGAAUUUUUAAUUUUCUUCUUGGAAGUUUAGGGGCAUGGACGAUUUUUCUACAAGACGGUAAUCAAGAGCUUGUAAAAAUGGAAUAUCUCAAAUUAGUACCUUGUCCGACAAAACUUUAUUUCGAUGAAUGCUCUGUAGCCAUUCCCAGUGCCAAAAAUAUUUGGGCUCUGGGAGUUGGACCUGCUGGAUGCCUAAUUCCUAUUCAAGUUAUAUUCUUUAUAAGUCAUAGCUUGAUGUAUCUUCGAAAAAUUCAAAACAUCAACACUUUUUCGAAAAGAACCAAGAAACUUCAAAAAUCAUUUUUUCGUGCUGGAAUUGCGCAAGUGACUUCUCCAAUUUUGGUUAUCGUUGUUCCAUUGUUUCUUUUAACUUAUAUUUUAAUUACAAAACAGUAUCUGCCAGGCGCAAUGAAUAUUUGUAUAUUAUGCAUUCCAUCUCAUAGUGCACUUUCUACAGGUUCAUUGAUUUUGUUUAAUGUACCAUAUCGAGAUUUCGUGAGACAUAAAUUUAAAAUAACAGCAAACUCGGUUCAAAGGAACAGUCGCGUGGCAAUUGUUUCAAGUUAA